Diabrotica virgifera virgifera (western corn rootworm) is the source of this 9586-nucleotide messenger RNA. Its product is annotated as zinc finger protein ZFP2-like. The transcript has 5 exons. NCBI's taxonomy places the organism in Eukaryota, Metazoa, Arthropoda, Insecta, Coleoptera, Chrysomelidae. The record is from RefSeq and is a predicted model, not a curated record. Gene Ontology annotation, molecular function: zinc ion binding. The coding region runs from base 87 to 1802 and encodes 571 amino acids. Gene Ontology annotation, cellular component: nucleus.
ACUUAUAAAAUUAAAAAUAAGUCAGUCAAAUAAAAUUAAACUAAUAUUUUUGUUUAAAAUAAGGAUAUUACCGGGUUAACUAUAAAAUGGAAGGAAUAGUCUUUUCUUUAAAUUUAGAAAAAAUAUGUAGAGCGUGUUUAAUCGAGUCCGAUUCAAUGUUUUCAGUCCAUAGCGCUUUAUUAGAACAAAAUUGUGAAAAUAUACCAACAAUUGGAGAAAUCCUUACAAAUAUCUCAAAUAUAAACGUUGAAGAUGAAAAAUUACCAAGUAUGAUAUGUACCAAGUGUAUCAACAGUGCUCACAACGCCUAUAAAUUUCAACAACAAUGUAACAAAUCUCAAAUAUUGUUAGAAACAUAUUUACAACAAAUUAAAAAUAUGGAAAUAAAAGAUAAAUUUGAAACUGAUAAUACACUAGAUUUAAAUGAAAUAGCAGCUAUCGAAAACACUCUCGAGAAAGAAUGUGAAAAUGUUACAGAUAAUGGAAAUUUGGUUUCGGAUGGAUUAAUAAAGGAGUUCAUACAAGAUGAAUAUUUGCCGAAUGACGAUUUAAAAGAUGGAGAAGAAAGCGAAGACUGUGAUGAUUUGAAAAGCUGUAUACCGUUAGGAGAAGAUACUGUUGACCAAUUGAUAAAGGAUAACUUUAGAGUUGAGAAUUUAGAACUGAUAUCUCCAAAAUUAAAUUUUUGCGGAUUAAAUUUAGAUGAAAAACAUUCCAAAUCGAUUAAAAAUGAAAAAGUUAGUAAAGAGGUACCUAGUAUGAAUUAUUAUAAAAGUUUUGGAGAAGAUGGUGAGGAGGUAUAUACCUGUAAUGUUUGUGUCAAGCCCUUUAAGUCUCCAAACAGUUUAAGAGUGCAUUUAAAGUCCCACGAUGAGGAAAAACCAUAUGUAUGUACGCAAUGUAAAAGAGGUUUUAAAGUAUAUUGUGCCUUAAAACACCAUAUUCGUAGUCAUUCAGAGGAGCAGCCAUUUGAAUGCAAGGAAUGUGGGAAAAAAUACAAACACUCUGGGACUCUUAUUGCACAUAUGAGAAUUCACACAGGUUCCAAACCAUUUUUGUGUACCAUCUGCGGUAGAGGGUUUAGACAGGCUCCAGAUCUUACUUACCAUAUGAGGACACAUACGAAGGAGAAACCAUACAUGUGCAACGUUUGUGGAAAAACAAUGUCAAUGCAAUGUCAUCUUGUCCAACAUAUGCGAUCACAUACUGGAGAAAAGCCUUUCAAAUGUUCGGAGUGCAGCAAGGCUUUCCCCUCAUCAACAAGACUGAAACGCCAUGCAAUCGUCCACACAUCUCUAAAACCAUACAAAUGUACGGUAUGUAACAAAUCGUUUAACAGAAGUAACAGCCUAAAAGUUCAUUCAAAAACUCAUUCUGGGGUUAAAGCCUAUACUUGUUCAAUUUGCAAUAAGAGCUUCACAUGGAACCAUUCAUUUAAAGCUCAUCAGCUAACUCAUGAAAAGACUGACAUAACGAAAGACGAUAACAACACUAACAGAACUUUGUCUCAGAUUAACGAUAAUCCAUUAUCGUCCAUUAAUGAGAAUUCUGCAUUGCACACGAAUGAAUCUUUAUUGAAUAGAAAUGACAACUCUUUAGUUGACUUUACGGCCGGUAGUACUUAUCCGAAUGACAACGUACCACUAAAUGAGUCUUUUGUCAUAUUUACCAACAGCACUGAAGAAGUUGGUAACGACGCAUUCCAAAUAUGUACUUAUGCUGCUGGUGAGAGCGAUCUAUUGGACACAUUUACCCUUUAUUCGUCAGAUACAGAUCAAAAAAUAACUUCUGGAAAUUCGUAAUUUUCUGAUUAGCUAAUUAAUCUAUUUGCUUUACUUAUUCAUUAAAGUAACAAUCGCUCUGAAGGAUAGAAGAAGAAAGGCAGAGUUGAUAUCAUUAAUAAAGUACACACAUGAAUAAAGACGCGUAGUACAUUUUUUCAUAAUUUGUCCAGGAGAGUUUAAGAAAUAAAAAAACCCAUAUAUGGAGUAUAUCUGAAGCAAAAGUAUGCGUCAAUGGGCAUUGGAGUCACUGAGAAGGUCCUGCGAUUUUUCUUAGGUAGACCGUCCGUCGGUCAGUAUAAGUCCCGGGCCUAACUGGUAAAACAACAGUUUUUUUGUUCCUUAUUCGUCAAAAUAAUUUCCUUUAGCGAUGAUACAAUCAUUCCAACGCUUUUCUAAUUUUUCUGUGCCACCCUUGUAAAACGAUUUAUCUUUGCCUUCUAAAAAGGCUUUAGUUUUGGCGAUUACUUCCUCACCGAUAUAUCUUGCUACUGAGCAUCUUUUUAAUAUCGAAAAAAGGUGGUAAUCGCUGUGGGCUAGUACUGGUCUACGCGAUGGUCAUGGAAGUAAUUCAAAGCCCAAUUCGAGCAUUUUUGCCAUCGUUUUCAUCGACUUCUGACACGGUGCAUUGUCUUGGUGAAACAACAAUUAUUUCUUCAACAAAUGCGGUCUUUUGUUUGCGAUUUUUGGUCUUCAAACGCUCUAGUACACCAAUAUAGUAUAGUUGCUGUUGAUUAUUUCUCCAUGUUUCAAAAAGUCAAUGAAAAUAAUUCCUUGUGAGUUAAAAAAUACAUAGGCCAUAACCUUGCUUGCGGUUUGUUGCGUCUUUGAUUGCUUUGGAAGGCUUUUUGCGGGUGCUAUCUACUCAAAUGACGGCCGAUUUAAUUCCAGAGUGAAGUGAUGGAUCCAUGUUUCAUUCAUUGUGAUCUUCUUCUUCUUUAGGUGCCGUGUCUGUAUUCAGACGUUGGCCGUCAUCAUGUUUACAAUUUCUUGAAAUCUCUCUCUAUCGGCUGCUGCGCGAAAUAAUUCUUCUACUGUGCAGCCACACCAUUGUCUAAUAUUACGCAGCCAUGAAAGUUUCUUUCGACCAAUCCAUCUCUUUCCCUCCACUUCUCCUUGUAUUAUAAGGCGAAGCAGAUGGUAUUUAGGUCCUCUAAUUAUAUGGCCGAAGUAUUCUGUUUUUCCCCUCUUUAUAAUGCUUAUGAGCAGACGUUCCGAAUUCAGCAUUUGAAGGACAUCUUCAUUGGAAGUGUGCGAAACCCACGAUAUCUUUAGGAUUCGUCGAUAGCACCACAAUUCGAAUGCUUCUAUUUUGUUUAGCAUUGUGGUUUUUAACGUCCAUGUCUCACAACCAUACAAUAGGAUAGACCACACAUAACAUUUCAGCACCUUCUUUCGAAUAUUCAUAGACAGGUUUCUGUUACAUAAAACUGGUUUCCAGGUCAUAAAAGUCUUCCGUGAUAUUUCGAUCCUAGUUAUUAUCUCUUCAUCAGAGUCACAAUUUACAUUUAACCAGCUGCCAAGGUACUUGAAAUGAUUUACCCGUUCUAACUCCUCUCCAUCAAUAGAAAGCUGACCUUGAUCUAUAUUAAUCUUUUAUAUUAUUUAUCUAUAUUAAUUGUGAUCUACUGACGCAAAAACUUCGACUUAUUCCGAUUAAUGUCGAGAUUCAUCAAUUCGUUGUUGUUUUUGCUCUGGUAUGAGAAAACGCGGCACCCAUUUGCAAACCAGCUUUCUUGUACCUAAAUGUUUAUGUAUGAGAGGUCGAAAUGCUGUCCUUUGAUAACUUUAGAGUGUCAUCUAUCUCUUGUAACUUCACUUUGCGGAUUUUCAGAAUCAUUUUUAGCAUUUUUUAGGGAAUAACUGCAUCAUUUGACCUUCCGGGUUAUAAAUAUCACAUUAUUCUAAUCUUUAAUUAUUAUAAUCCAUUGUUAAUAUACCCUAUUCCACGAACACACGCCUGUUUUAGAUUACUUCGACAACGAAUAUUUUACUGUGCAAAAUAAGAAGAACGAAAGUAAAUUGCAAAUUACAUUGUUGUUUAUUGGAAUAAUUAUUAGCGCCAUUUACUUUCGUACUUCUUAUGUUGCACACUAAAAUAUUCGUUGUUGAAGUAAUCCAAAACAGGCGUAUGUUCGUGGAAUGGCCCAUAAAUAUCACAAAAAUAGCGUUUUGACAGUAUUCUUUUGAAGGCUUGGACUAUCGAAACGUUAAAUGGAAAAUGAUUGGAGUCGCCAUCUUAUGGUUAGGCCCGGGACUUGUUGACCGACGUAGUAUAUGCGGUUUUAUGUUUCCUAUCAGAAAAUACCUGACGAAUUAUAAUUCUUAAAGAUUAACACUAUCGUUAGUGUUAACGUAAAUAAGAUGAGACUUAUUGUUGAAUGACCAUGUACAGUAUUAUCUGUAUUUUGGUUGACCUAUCAUUUCUCAUUGUGACUAGCAAAUUUGUUUUAUUCUGAGAGUUUGUUAUGUGUGAAAUAGUAAAUGAUGUAAUCAUGGAAGCUAUAGGUAUUGUACUAUGUAUAUUAAUUCCUGGACAAAAUUAUCUCACCACUUGAUCUUUAAAGUUGUAUCUUAUGCAUUUUAAAACGGUCUAAAAGUAAAGAUCCCAAUAAAGAUAAUUUAAGGCCUUUAUCUUGAAUAUGAAGAAUUUAAAACUGUUCAUUAAAAGAAUGACUAUGAUCUAGAUGGUGAAGUCUGUACAUAGAACCUGUUUUUGUAUUAUUGAAAGCCCUUUUAUGUUCUGCUAUACUUUCGUUAAAGGUUCUGACAGUUUGACCGAUGUAAGUUUUUGGGCAGUCCCUACAUCUAAGUUUAUACAGGGUGAUUCAUUAAGAAUGUCCAAUCUCUGAGUUAUAGAUUCUAGACCUCAAAAUAUUAAGAUUUAACCCAAAUCACUUAUAUAAAAUGUGCCUCGUUACUGAGUUACAGGGUGUUCUAUUUAAAAAUUUAAUAACCAGUUUUACCCAGUACAGUGGAACCUCGAUAUCUCGGAUUAAUCGGGACCGCGGCCGAUCCGGGUUAUUGAAAAUCCGGAAAAAAUUAAUAAAAUACGGUAUACUUAUAAAUAAAGUACGUUAUAAUUAAAAUAACAUGAAAUAUAUAUGCACAGCACACAUCUAACUUACCUAUAGUUGUAUAGAGCAGCGAUACUCAAAGUGUGUUCCGCGGAACCCUAGGGUUCCGCGAUACCACUGUAGGGGUUCCGCGAGAAUUAAAAAAAAAAUUCAAAACACCUCUUUCUGUUCGACUUUUCUGACGCGGUAUAGCACGAUUCACGAGGCGUGGUCGAACCACAGGUCGAACUUAGUUGCCUCCUGUUGUCUCAUACAAUUUUACUAGCCUGUCACCGCUAAUACACGACUUGGUGUGACCAAAGAAUACCCCAACCAAGUUGGUUGGGGUAUUCUUUGGUGACUUAGUCCUUAGUACUGUCAGUAGUCAGUCGACAAUUAGGGUUCGGAGCGAAAAAAGUGUUUAUUUUUCUACUGCUGUAUUCUGAUUGUAUUAGUUUUGUACUUUUGUUGUUUGUGAUUGUACGUUAUUUUGUGGUUUUUAAUAAAGAAGAAUAUGACGUUGGCUUAAAGGCGUUAAACGUGAUGCAAUAACAUCUUCUACCGAAGCCGAAUGUUCGAAAGCAGUACACGCGGAAUAUGCAGCAAUUACCGGUCACGACGAUUAUGCAACGACGUCAGUUCCACGGUUUCAAAGGCGAAAAAUAGGAAGUUUGAUGACACAGUUUCGGAUUUGUUGAUUCCAACGGUUCACCUAACUGCAUUUUAUGUAGUAAACUAUUUUAUAAUAGUUCCAAUGGCACCUGCUAAGUUGCGCCGACAUUUAGAAACUGUACACCCCGAGUCUAAAAACAAGAAUAAAGAAUUUUUUAUACGUAAAAAAGAACAGUUAUUGGAAAGUCAAAAAACUAUAAUGCAUGUAACCAAAACUUUCAAUGAAAAGGCCACAGAGCCAUUAUAUUAUUUAGUUAGCUAUCGCAUUGCACAAGCAGGUGAAGCGCACAAUAUCGCUGAGAAUUUAAUAAAAACCAUGUGUGUUAGACAUAACAAAAUGUAUGAUCGAUGAAAAAUCUGCAAAGCAUCUUUCUACUGUACCACUAUCGAACGUUACUGUUUCACGGCGUAUUCAUGAUCUGGCCAGCUACGUCAAAUAAGAACUACCUAGUUACACGUCUACAAAAAACACGAUUCGCCUUGCAAAUAGAUGAGUCUACUGAUGUUGUUGGUCUGGCUAUCCUGCUGGUAAAACAGCAGGAUUGGUGUCACGAAUAAAAAAUAAAGCUCCUAAUUAUAGCUCCAGCCAUUAUAUCCUGCAUAGACAAGCACUUGCGAUGAAGAAAAUGCCGUCAAAUCUAAAAUCAGUUAUGGAUCAAGCAGUAAAAAGAAUAAAUUUUAUCAAAUCACGACCAUAUUCCCGAUUGUUCUCAUUAUUGUGUGAAGAUUAUGGCAGCAAAUAUAAAACACUGCUGCUCCAUACAGAAGUGCGAUGGCUGUGUGGGGGUAAAACUUUAGCAAGGCUAUUUGAACUUAGAGCCGAGUUACAAAUGUUUCUUUCAAUUACUUAUUUCAAUUUGAAAGACCGUUUGUAUGAUAAAACUUAUAUGUUCCGACUGUCUUUUAUGGCGAAUAUCUUUCAAAAACUGAACGAUUUAAAUUUAUCAUUGCAAGGUAAACAGACAAUAGUGUUCCAGGCCUGUAACAAAAUAACUGCGUUCAAAAGAAAAUUAGAUUUUUUAAUUAUUUGCGUCAGAAAGAGAAAAAUAGAAAGCUUUACAUCAUUCAGUUCGUCAGCGAUACGGACUCAGAAAUGUUCCAAGAUGAUGUAUUUGAAGAAAUAGUCAAAUAUCUCACUUCCAUGCGUGCAUCUUUUGAUGUAUUUUCCCGAAGAACAGAAUACAAAAAUGAAACUGAAUUCAUGGAUUCAUAAACCCAACUUACAAAAGCCCGAAAAUAUGUCAAACGAGAUAUACGAAUCUCUUUUAGAAAUGUCAUCAGACACAUUUAUGGAGUGAUUGUUUAAAACGACGCCUCCCAGAGAUUUUUGGUGCAGAAUCCGUGAUGAAUAUCCAAUGAUUGCCAAAAUGGCUGUGAAUAUUCUUCUCCCGUUCUCAACAACAUAUUUAUGCGAAACAGGAUUCUCCACAUAUGCAGCCACGAAAACAAAAUACACAAAAUGAGACUUCAAAUUAAUGUCAUCUAUCAAACCUGAUAUCAACCAAUUGAUGAAAAAUAAGAAAACAGUUUCAUACCUUCCAUUAGUUAACAAGUAUGUAAGUAAUAAGUAACUGUUACAUUGGAAUUUGAUUAAGCUUAUUAAUAAAAAAUACACUUUUAAAAACUAUUGUAGGGUUCCGUUAAGUAUUUUACUUUCCAAAAGGGUUCCGUCACCAAAAAAGAUUGAGAACCGCUGGUAUAGAGUAUAGUAUAGAGUAUUGUUCAUUUCUAGGUAAAAAAACUCAGUCAGUUUCGAUUGUGUUAAUUUCGUCUGCCAUCGGAAAAAUGUUAUGUUAUUUAAGAACAGUGGCUCUUUCAUUGUUUAAAAGACCAUUGUUUAAAAAAUAAUUUUUUAAAAGACAGUUGGAAAUAAAUAAAGGAAUAACAGGUGCCUGUUAUUUGCGAUAGCCCCAGAUAAUUAACAUCGCUCUGCCGCCGCCGCCGUGUGUCAUGAGUCAUUUUUACUAUCGUAUAGUUCAAAUUACACAAAUAUCCAUUAUCUCUCAAAUAUUAUAUUAUGGUCGAAGCGAAGUGUUAUCAAUCAAACUCGAUAUUUUUAAGACAUUCCAGAAGAGGCUACAGAUAAAAUGUUUUAACAUAAUACAUACAUUUUUAUUAUUGAAAUGUUUGUCUGAUGAAAAUCGGUCCGGGUUAGCCGGACUUCCGAGUUAUCGGGGGCCGACUUAUCGAGGUUCCACUGUACUUUAAAACCAUUUGACAUAUCCUUGUCAUACUUUGCACAAAGUGUAGUUGCCGUACACCCUACUAAAUUAUGAUAAACAAACAUUUCUGGCUACUACCAGAGGCGUACGACAGGGGACAGUGCGUGGUUUACCCUUCCCAAAUUCUGCGCCACUGGCGAAAUUGCUAUUUUAGCGCAAUAUUUCGAUUUUCCAAUACUUUCUAUGUAAAUAAUAUACUCUUCAUUCGUAACGUUAAGGUCAUUAGUUUUCGAGAUAUUUGAAGUUGAAAAUGAAACUUUACAGUUAUUUUGAUUAAUGUAUUGUGCCCCUUCAUUUUUAACUUCAAAUAUUUCGAAAACUAAUGAUUUUAUCAAUACGAAUGAAGAGUAUAUUAUUUGCAUAGAAAGUAUUGAUAAUCUAAAAAUUAUGCUGAGAUGGCAAUUCCAUCAGUGGCGUAGAAUCUGGGAAGGAUUCAACCAUCCAUUUUUCCCCUGUACGCCUCUGGUAAUAGCCAGAAACGUUUAUUUAACAUAAAUUAGUAAGGUGAGCAGUACCUACACUUUUGGCAAGUAUGAUACGGCAAUUUCAAAUACUUUUAAAGUACUGGGUACAAAUAAUUUUUAAAUCAAACAUCCCUAUUACAUAAAUAUUAACUAUUUGUAUCCAGUAUUUUAAAAGUAUUGGACAUAUCCUUAUCAUAUCUAGCAGAUAGUGUAGAUACUGUACAACCUACUAAAAUAUGUUAAAUAAAACUUUCUGGCUAGUACCAGAGGCGUACGACAGGGGAAAGUGAAUGGUUGACCCUUCCCACAUUCUACGCCACUGGUGGAUUUACUAUUUUAUUGCAAUUUUUCGAUUCUCCAAUACUUUCUAUGCAAAUAAUAUACUCUUCAUCCGUAUCGAUAAAAUCAUUAGUUUUCGAGAUAUUUAAAGUUAAAAAUGAAGGAGCACAAUACAUUAAUCAAAAUAGCUAUGCCGUUUCAUUUUCAACUUCAAAUAUCUCGAAAACUAAUGACUUUAACGUUACGAAUGAAGAGUAUAUUAUUUACAUAGAAAGUAUUGAAAAAACGAAAUAUUGUGCUAAAAUAGCAAUUUCGCCAGUGGCGUAGAAUUUGGGAAGGGCCAACCAUUCACUUUCCCCUGUCGUACGCCUCUGGUAUUAGCCAGAAAAGUUUAUUUAUCAUAAUUUAGUAGGAUGUACAGUACCUAUAUUUUCUGACAAGUAUGACAAGGAUAUGUCAAAUAGUUUUAAAGCCCUAGGUAAAAAUAGUUAUUAAAUUUUUAAAUAAAACACCCUGUAACUCAGUAACGAGCCACAUCUUAUUUAAAUGAUUUGGGUUAAAUUUUAAUAUUUUGAGGUCUAGAAUCUACAUCUCAAAGAUUGGACAUUCUUAAUGAAUCACCCUGUAUACACAACUGUGAAUGCUCUUUCUUUUGGCGCUUGUUGUUCUUAAGAUAUUUGCUUCUAAAAGUUGUUUGUUCUAAAAACUAAUUGUGUAUAUGUAAUAGAACGGAAGGUACUAAUUUAAUAUCGGUUCUCUGUUAUUGACCUAAAUUAAUUUAAGGGUUUGUUUCCCUCAUGCUGUAUUUUAUUAAUUCUAUUCCUUUUUAUUUACCAUUCAACAAAAUAGCAGUGGUGGGAUAAUUUCGUCCAGGAGUAAAAUUCUUAUAUAUUUUCGGAUGUUAUGAUUUGUGUUUAAUGUUUUAUAUAUUUUUAUAUUAUUUAUUAUUUUAUAUAUUUUUACAGUAUUUAUUUAUUUAUUUUAUUUGAUAUUAUAUUUUAUAUAUUUUUACCUGUGAUCUUUUGCAAUUAUAACUAUAAAGUAUUAUUUAAAUAGUCAAUCUGUUAUCUAUCUACCAAAUGUGAUAUAUAUGUAUUGAGCUUAAUCUUAGA